Cyclocybe aegerita is the source of this 1455-nucleotide messenger RNA. NCBI's taxonomy places the organism in Eukaryota, Fungi, Basidiomycota, Agaricomycetes, Agaricales, Hemipholiotaceae. The record is from the annotation of a GenBank genome assembly.
AUGAGCGCGAACGAAGAGAAAGACUACGAGAAGCAGCUCCCGAGCCCCACCAAGUCUGAGGACGAAAAUGACUUCCCUGACGCCGAGUUUGGCGGCACAGAGCGUCGCAAGCUCAUCGAGAAGAAGCUCAUCAGGAAGAUCGACCUGCGCAUGAGCAUUAUGAUCAUCAUCUACAUCCUUAACUAUAUCGACCGGAAUAAUGCUGCGGCUGCUCGUUUGCGUGGCUUCGAGGCGGAUCUCAACUUGAAAGAUAACGAAUUUCCAACGCUUCUCUCCAUCCUUUAUGUCGGUUACAUUAUUAUGCAAAUCCCCUCGAACAUGUUCCUCAACUAUAUCGGCAAACCCUCACUCUACUUACCUGCCUGCAUGGCCAUCUGGGGUGCUAUUUCCUGCCUCACCGGAAUAACCCACAAUUUCGUAGGAGCGCUCCUAACGCGAUUUUUCCUCGGCUUCGUUGAAGCCGCCUUCUACCCGGGAGCUCUUUUCCUCCUAUCAAAGUGGUACAAGCGCAAUGAGCUCGGAUUGCGGACCGCUAUCCUGUUCUGCGGAAAUAUUAUCAGCAACGCGUUCGGCGCGCUGAUGGCUUCGGGCAUCCUAAGCGGGAUGCAGGGCAAGCUGGGGCACGCCGCUUGGAGGUGGCUCUUCUUCAUCGAAGGUGCUCUGACAGUCGCAGUCGCCAUCCUUGCGGUGUUUAUCCUGCCGGAUUUCCCGACGACCACGAGAUGGUUGACCCCGGAGGAACGUGCGCUGGCAAUGAAGCGUAUGGAGGAAGAUGCUGGAGUAGGUGAUGAAGGAGAGACGGAGGGGCACGGAAAUGGGCUCUGGCUGGCAGCGAGCGACGGGUGGGUGUGGUUCUUCGCGUUGAUGCUGACGUCGCAAGUGGUCGCGCUGUCGUUCAACGCGUAUUUCCCGACACUGAGCGCGACUUUGGGGUACAAUCGGACGGUCACUUUGCUCCUAUGUGCCCCUCCGUUCGUGUUCUCUGCCAUUGUUACGUUCAUCGUGUCGAGGCACUCUGACAAGACGGGCGAGCGGUUCUACCAUGCAGUUAUUUCGUUCGGGGUGGGGAUAUUGGGAUUUGUGAUUGCGAUUGCUACGAUGAACACUGCUGCUCGGUACAUCUCGCUGUUCCUGAUGGCGCAGUCGUACGCGGGGUUCGUCGUGUUGUUCGCGUGGAUGAGCAACUCGUUCCCGCGUCCGCCGUCGAAGCGUGCAGUAGCGCUUGCACUGAUCAACGCGUUCUCGCAGUUGGGGAACAUCUCGGGCUCGUACGUGUGGCCUGACCGGUGGGGACCGACGUACCGCAAGUCGUACGGUAUCUGCAUUGCAACAAGUGGGUGUGCGAUAGUGAUGUGCUGGAUAUUCCGGAUGCACCUGCAGUCGCUGAACAAGAAGCUGGAGGCGGAGGAGGCAGAGAAGGGGAUAAAGACGCCUGGAUUCCGAUACUUGGUGUAG